CUCAAUUUGCUUCUGUGCUAGGGUUCCUCCUUCGGCGAGAAGUUACUCGUGGUAGUUUUGUUCAGAUUGCAACACGCCUCGAGCGUCGGCUGAUACCGAUUCUACAGCUGCCUCUUCUACCACAUGGGUGCCAUGGUUGCAGCAUUCGAAAGGCUCCUCACAAAGCAGCUCCUUUCAACUUCAUGUCCUCACUCUCAUCCUUCAAGCCUGUUUUCAGACGAUUGCAGCAACAAUUUGUCUCAUUAAAGGUUGAAGUUCCCAAGAUCAUAAAAACCACAUCUUUGAAUCUUUUAGAUGGAGUGGUAGACUCGUUGUUCGAAUUCGAAGAGCAAGCUGUAUUCAAUGAGGGGAACUUUGCGCCUGUCGACGAGGUAGGAGAAGCUCUGCAGCUCUCAGUCAUGGACGGGGAGAUUCCGGAUGAUUUCCCAGAAGGCAUCUACUUUAGAACAGGUCCAAAUCAUUUGUACCCAAAUCAGACAGCUGCAGUCUCCAUCUUUGGCAGAACAGGCUACACAUGGGUUGAAGGUGAUGGAAUGCUUCAUGCCACAUAUUUCAGCAAGGAUGAUGAAGGAAACUGGAAAGUUUCAUACAAGAACAAGUAUGUAGAAUCAGAAACCUUCCUCAUGGAGAAGAAUAGAAACAAAAAGAUGUUCAUACCUGCAGCUGACGGCGAUCCGACCGCGAUUUUAGCAGCUUUUGUUCUUAACAUAAUGAGGUUUGGGAAGGCAGUCAAGGAUGAUAGCAACACCAAUGUGUUUGAGCAUGCUGGAAAACUGUAUGCAGUUUCUGAACAGCAUCUGCCUUAUGAGAUUGAUGCUUCUGAUCUGCAUACCCUAAAAGCCUGGGAUGUCAAUGGAGCUUGGCAUCAUCCCUUUACCAGUCAUCCAAAGAAAGCUCCACAUACUGGUGAGAUGGUCAUCAUGGGUGUUGACAUCAAAAGGCCACAUUAUAUAUUGGGAAUCAUAUCAGCUGAUGGUGGUGAGAUGCUUCACAAAGUUGACCUGAAGUUUAGGACAGGGAAUCUGGUCCAUGAGCUCGGUGUAACUGAGAACUACAACAUCAUCAUGGACUACCCCCUCAGGUUUGGCAUCAACAGAGUGCUUGCAGGCAAAUCCUUCAUAGGUUAUGACGGAGAUGGGGAAUCAAGAAUAGGAGUGAUGCCUCGUUUCGGGGAUGCAGAAUCCAUUUCCUGGUUCACUGUUAGAAACCACUGCAGCUUCCACAUCAUUAAUUCCUUUGAGGAUGGAGACGAGGUGGUUGUGAGGGGGUGUAGAACAACAGGAUCAGUGCUCCCAGGCCCAGACCACAAGGCCAACAAAGCCGAGUGGUACCGAAGAGCAUAUCUGCAACCCAAUGAGGACUCUCACAGCUUCGAUCCUGCCACGGAUGGGGUCCUCUUUUCUCGGCCUUACCAGUGGAGACUCAACAUGAGAACCGGUGCAGUCAAAGAAGGAUACCUCACGGGGAAGGAGAUCGCCAUGGACUUCCCGGCAAUCAACCUCAGUUUCACUGGACUGAGGAACCGCUACGCAUACGCUCAAGUAGUGGAUUCAGAAGCAAGCUCAAAGCUAGGUCUCUCGAAAUACAACAUGCUGGCGAAGCUGCACUUCGGAUUGCAAGAUGAGGACGACGAGGAGUUGGCGAAGGUCGAGUACCAUGAGCUCGGCGACGGUGAGUACUGCACCGGGGCUCAGUUCGUCCAGAAACAAGAGGGAACAGAGGAAGAAGACGAUGGAUGGUUGCUUUGCUAUGUUCAUGAUGAAAGAUCAAACAUAUCCAAAGUGUACGUGAUUGAUGCGAAGAGGUUCACCGAAGAGCCAGUGGCCAAGAUAAGUUUGCCCCGCAGGGUUCCCUAUGGUUUCCAUGCUUACUACGUGUACGAGUAAGAAACUCGAGAUCAGUUCAUGAAGAACUGAUGUGUUGA
This is a messenger RNA of Musa acuminata subsp. malaccensis (wild Malaysian banana), 1924 nucleotides long. NCBI's taxonomy places the organism in Eukaryota, Viridiplantae, Streptophyta, Magnoliopsida, Zingiberales, Musaceae. The record is from RefSeq and is a predicted model, not a curated record.